This is a messenger RNA of Paramecium sonneborni, 1301 nucleotides long. NCBI's taxonomy places the organism in Eukaryota, Ciliophora, Oligohymenophorea, Peniculida, Parameciidae. The record is from the annotation of a GenBank genome assembly.
AUGUAAGAUUUUAAAAGAACUAAACUUGAGAGUUCUUGUAUUAAUAUUUAAAUUCACUUAUAUUAGAUAAUUCUUAAAGAACAGAUGAUUUUACAAUCAUUAAUUGCCAACCAAGUUUUUAUAAAUAACCUUAGUAAAAAAUUACUUAAUUUGAUGAGCAAGCAAGUGAAAUAUCUGAAUAUCAAGAAAAGUAUAUGUUUAAUUAAUCUAGCAAAUCGAUUUCACAUUAAUAGUAAUUGCCUAUUAUUUAGUAAAAUAUUUAAAAAUCAGAAUAUGAAUCCUAAAUUUAUGAAUCAAUUGUAGAUUCAUAACCAGGAUCGGAAAUUAAAGCUCUAAUUGAAUAGAAAAAAAUCUAAGAUUAGAAACCAGUAUUAUAAUGAUAAAAAUAGAUCUAUUUAAAUAUCAUGGUUGUUGGUUAAUCUGGAUUGGGGAAAUCGACAUUUAUUGAUGUUUUAUUAAAAAAAAAGCUUGGAACUGGACAAAUUAUUAGAGAUUCUACUCUUUAAAUAUAAGAAAUUUAGGGUAACUAAUUGUUUACAUUUUAAAGGACAAAUCUAAAUUAACGAUUUUACUUUAAACAUUAAAUUUAUUGAUACUCCAGGUUUUAGACAUUAAUAUGGUCUCAAAGCAUGGUUAAAAUUACUUUGUAACUAUAUUCAUAAUCAAUUUCAUACAUAUAAAUUAAGAUAGACUUAAUAAUAUGAGAGCAAAGAAAAAUUUUAAUAAUUAUCUUAAUAAGAUUUAGAUGAAAGAGUUCAUGUUUGUUUUUACUUUUUUUCAGGUCCUAGAAUUUUAGCAGAAGAUUUACAAGCAUUAAAAAAGAUAAGUGAAAUUGUGAAUGUGAUUCCUAUCUUAGCAAAAGGGGAUUCAUAUACAAAAAAUGAAAUUAUAUAAUUGAAACAACAGUUCAAUGAUCUAAUAAAUGAAUAUCGUAUCGAUUUAUUUAAAUUUCAAUGCAAUAACACAUCUCCAGAAAAAAGUUAAUUUGGUGUCACUCCACCUUAUGUUAUAAUCAGUUCAAUUGAAUAAUUUUAAGUAGGAAAUCAUUUGAUUUAUGGAAGGUACUUAAAAUUAUAAAUCCUAGAAAAUUUCCUUGGGGUAUAUGUGAUAUUUUUAAUCCAUAACAUUCAGAUUUAGCAAUAAUAUAUAAAUUAUUAAUUGGCCAUUAUUGUUUAGAACUAAUUAAAUUAACAGAAUAUCUUUACAACAAAUAUGAACAAAAAUAAAGAGAAAAAAUAAAAUCUUAAUAAUAGAAUUAAAAUUGGUUCAGAAGCUUGUUGCGCUUCUUUUUUAAUAUAUGA